This is a messenger RNA of Amphibalanus amphitrite, 842 nucleotides long. Its product is annotated as superoxide dismutase [Cu-Zn]-like. The transcript has 7 exons. Gene Ontology annotation, molecular function: copper ion binding; superoxide dismutase activity. Bases 55 to 612 code for a protein of 185 amino acids. NCBI's taxonomy places the organism in Eukaryota, Metazoa, Arthropoda, Thecostraca, Balanomorpha, Balanidae. Gene Ontology annotation, biological process: removal of superoxide radicals. The record is from RefSeq and is a predicted model, not a curated record.
CCGUCCUCUGAGGAAAGAUCGCUGUUUGGCGUGUUCGAGGGCAUAAAUCGUCCAAUGGAGUCAAACAUGAAGUUUGUCAUUUGCGCGGUUCUCUUCACACUGGUAGCUGACCGGGUGUCGGCGUCACGCCAGGCAGAGGCUGUCAUCCAGGCGGGCACGGACGAGGGAGUGUCGGGCCUGGUGAUGUUCUACCAGACCGCCGAGACGGAGCCAGUCCAGAUCUCAGGCAGCAUCUCGGGCCUGGCGCCGGGUCUGCACGGGCUGCACGUGCAUCAGAACGGGAACCUGACCAGCGCGUGCUCAGACGCCGGCUCUCACUUCAACCCGGCGGGCAGCGACCACGGCGCUCACCCCAACCUCGCGGACCGGCGCCACGUGGCUGACCUGGGUAACGUGGUGGCAGACGAGACGGGCACGGCCGACUUCCAGCUCCAGGACAAACUCCAGACGCUCUAUGACGGCGAGAACGUGAUCGUGGGACGUGCUAUCGUCAUCCACGCUCUGGAGGACGACCUCGGUCUAGGUGGAGACGAGGAGAGCAAGAAAACGGGCAACGCCGGCGCCAGGGUCGGCUGCGGGCUCAUCGAGCUCAGUCAGGGGCUUGAGGAGUAGGCGGGGGGGGGGGGGGGGUAAACUGAUUUUCUGCACAUUUGUGAUGUGUUAUAGACGCAAUUAAUACUUGCGUGAUCAAAGCUUUUGACACUUCAAUAUUUUUGUAAAAAGGCCUAAAAAAGCCCUCCUAACAUUUCAAGAAUACCUAUUUGCACAGGCCCAAAUGUGGGCACUUAAUAAAGAAGAUCUGAUUUGUCCUCGACAUGCAAGAAAACAAAGAACAAAAAUCA